GAUCAGUUUGACAACUUAGAAAAACACACACAGUGGGGAAUUGAUAUUCUUGAGAAAUACAUCAAAUUUGUAAAGGAAAGAACAGAGAUCGAACUCAGCUAUGCAAAGCAACUCAGGAAUCUUUCGAAGAAAUACCAACCUAAAAAGAACUCAAAGGAGGAAGAAGAAUACAAGUACACGUCAUGCAAAGCCUUCCUUUCCACCCUGAAUGAAAUGAAUGACUACGCAGGGCAGCAUGAAGUUAUCUCGGAAAACAUGACCUCCCAGAUCACGAUGGACUUGGCCCGCUACGUCCAGGAGCUGAAGCAGGAGAGGAAAUCGAACUUCCACGACGGACGGAAAGCUCAGCAGCACAUAGAGACCUGCUGGAAACAGCUCGAAUCCAGCAAACGGCGAUUCGAGCGGGAUUGCAAGGAGGCUGACCGAGCACAGCAGUACUUCGAGAAGAUGGACGCUGACAUUAAUGUGACAAAAGCAGAUGUGGAAAAGGCUCGACAGCAAGCUCAGAUUCGUCACCAAAUGGCAGAGGACAGCAAAGCCGACUACUCUUCAAUCCUUCAGAAGUUCAACCAGGAGCAGCACGAGUACUACCAUACUCACAUACCCAACAUCUUCCAGAAAAUACAAGAGAUGGAGGAGAGGAGGAUCGUGAAGAUCGGAGAAUCGAUGAAGACGUACGCUGAGGUGGACCGGCAGGUGAUCCCCAUCAUCGGGAAAUGCUUGGAUGGGAUAGUAAAGGCGGCUGAGUCCAUCGACCAGAAGAACGAUUCCCAGCUGGUAAUAGAAGCUUAUAAAUCCGGAUUUGAACCUCCCGGAGACAUCGAAUUUGAGGAUUACGCCCAGCCCAUGAAACGCACUGUGUCAGAUAACAGCCUUUCAAAUUCCAAAGGAGAAGGCAAGCCAGAACUCAAAUUCGGGGGCAAAUCCAAAGGAAAGCUAUGGCCAUUCAUCAAAAAAAACAAGCUUAUGUCCCUUUUAACAUCCCCCCAUCAGCCUCCCCCUCCUCCCCCUGCCUCUGCCUCACCCUCUGCUGUUCCCAACGGCCCCCAGUCUCCCAAGCAGCAAAAGGAACCCCUCUCCCAUCGCUUCAACGAGUUCAUGACCUCCAAACCCAAAAUCCACUGCUUCAGGAGCCUAAAGCGUGGGCUUUCUCUCAAGCUGGGCGCCACGCCAGAGGAUUUUAGCAACCUCCCUCCUGAACAAAGAAGGAAGAAGCUGCAGCAGAAGGUUGAUGAGCUAAAUAAAGAAAUGCAAAAGGAGAUGGAUCAAAGAGAUGCCAUAACAAAAAUGAAAGAUGUCUACCUAAAGAAUCCUCAGAUGGGAGACCCAGCCAGUUUGGAUCACAAACUAACAGAAGUCAGCCAAAAUAUAGAAAAGCUGCGACUGGAGGCCCAGAAGUUUGAGGCCUGGCUGGCCGAGGUCGAAGGCAGGCUGCCGGCCCGGAGCGAGCAGGCCCGCCGGCAGAGUGCGAUGUACGACAGCCAGAACCCGCCCGCGGUGAACAGCUGCGCCCAGGACCGGGAGAGCAGCCCGGAUGGCAGUUACACAGAGGAGCAGAGUCAGGAGAGUGAGGUGAAGGUGCUGGCCACGGACUUCGAUGAUGAGUUUGACGACGAGGAGCCGCUCCCCGCCAUAGGGACUUGCAAAGCCCUCUACACGUUCGAAGGUCAGAAUGAAGGCACCAUCUCUGUGGCUGAAGGAGAGACGCUAUACGUCAUCGAGGAGGACAAGGGCGACGGGUGGACGCGCAUCCGGAGGAGCGAGGACGAGGAGGGCUACGUCCCCACUUCCUACGUCGAAGUCUAUUUGGACAAAAAUGCCAAAGAUUUCUAAAGGCGAGUGAGGGAGCAGGAGCCUCCAGGAGAAGCCAUUCCGUCUGGUCUGCUUGUCUCCACAGGCCACCAGCGCCCCCAGACUGCCCCUGGCCAGCUGGGGCGCCCCAGUCUCCACCUGCAGCCACACCCGACACCUGCAGCGCUCGCCUUUUUCUUUCUUUUUACAGCAUGCUCCUCCAGGCUUCGCUGUCCCGUGGCCAUUGGCCACCUCCCCCAGGACCGCGAGUCUCCCCACCCCUGGCAGGGUCGGUCCUCAUCACUGCCCUCACCUACACAGGCUCCCUUCCCCUGCCCUUCCUGGGCCUCAGUCCACUGGGCUCGCCCUGGCUGGUCCUUCCACAUCUCACACUGUGCCUUCCGUGAAAACUUUGCCCCCGGUCUUCUGGGGAGACUAACGGAUCCAGACAAGGCGGCCAGGCGGCCUCCAGGUGGACUGAGCCCCCGGCUGCUGCCGCCUGCUGGCAUGGCAGGUGUGGAGUGCUCCUCGCCGUGCCGCCGGGCAGUACAGCCCACGACUCCCGAACACUGGCCUCCGUGCCGCCCUGGCCGAGGGCCCCAGUGUGGUGUGCACUGUUACAUCCUGUCCUGAGUGCCCCGGGGAGGUCCACGGGGAAGUCAGACUCGCUCGCGGGCCAGCCCUGUGGCCUUGGCGUGUCCACCUUUCAUGAGCCCCCCAGCCCACCUGUCCCUGGACUCCCCCCUGUCCACGGCGCCACAGGACACGGCAUCCUAGGGGUGCGCUUCACGUCAUGCUAGCUCAGUAAAGGGAAGCUCCUCUUUUGUCCCCGACCCCCCAAAACUAGCAUCUUAGGAUUCCAGUGCUCACAUCUCUGAAGCCCACGCCCCUCAUGGUCCCCUGGGCAGCCCCUGGUCACUGUGUCUGCAUUCGCGGGCUCCUCAGGCCAGGUGGAAUUCACUGAGUUUGCUUUCUGAGCGGAGUUCCCUUCCCCUAAUGGAUCUUUAAGGGAAACUGAGGUCACGCCGCCUGUGGCCGCUCAUGCCAUCCCGCGCCAUCACUGGACAUGAGCUCCUGUGGACACGAGGACCGGCAGGAGCCCGAGGGUGAAAUCGGGCCUCGCGGUCCCUCCACUAGCUGUUGGUAACUAGGGCAUUACCUCCGACCUCCUCAGUUCUCCUUGGCAUUUAUGGAUCUACAAUGAGGGAGUCUUAUGGGAGCCGGCAAGGAUGGGGCGGAAACAGCAGGCCCUAGGGCCCUGGGCUCCUCAUGCACCUGGAAACGAGAAAACGACCUCUCUGAGCAAGCCGGGCUCGCCCACACCCAUCCUCGGGGCAGCGCGGUCAGCCCUGAGUGUCCGGAAGCCGCAGGCAGAUUGCCAGGCGCACAUUCAAGGAGGAAGUGGCUUCAGGCUGAGCAGCGAGCGAGCCUGCCCUCGCCCUUCCCCAGGAGGGGACCAGGCGGGGGCUGCGGCUGGCCC
Messenger RNA from Tupaia belangeri chinensis (Chinese tree shrew), 3271 nucleotides. It is a transcript of the gene FNBP1, whose product is annotated as formin binding protein 1. Gene Ontology annotation, biological process: signal transduction. The coding region runs from base 214 to 1833 and encodes 539 amino acids. The record is from RefSeq and is a predicted model, not a curated record. Lineage: Eukaryota; Metazoa; Chordata; Mammalia; Scandentia; Tupaiidae. Gene Ontology annotation, molecular function: protein binding. The transcript has 16 exons.